CCAACGCCGCAAAAAGUUUCAUGUUUUUAGGUCGCGUCUAAUAUUUCUAGCUUUCGUGUACCAGACGGUCCAGACCUAAACCUAGACCUGAAUACGAACCUUGUCCCGGAAUCCCGAGAAGACGAUCCCCUCCAACCCUGGUACGCCAUGUUUUCUGUCACUUAUUCUGAGUGGGUCUCCGGCAUCCGCUGCAACUCCUGUUCCGAUUCUGGUUCUAAUUCCGAUUCCAGUCGACGCGGCUAUCCUGUUGAGCCAUACCGACGGGUCAGUCUUGGUGAUCGCGGGUUGGAUUUGGAUCUAGAUGUGGUAAUGCAGUCCACGGAUGAUUUGGAUUCGUGGAGUCUUGAAGAUAGCUACAAUCUUGAUGCUCUCUCGAGCUAUAUGGAAGAGUUAGGAUCUGGGUUUGGGGUUGAAUUGGGUAGGGAUGAAGUUCGUGCCGAUGGACUUCGGGUUGCCAGUAUUGAUUCGGAGUCGGAUUCGUGUUCUGACGGUGAGAUUGUUGAUUUGGAUAGUUUUAUUGAUGAUCGCAUGGGAUUGGUGAAUUCUAAUGAGGAAUUUGAAUGGGAGGAAUUGGAUCAAGCAACCAACGAAAGUGAAAAUCUGAUUGUGGCGAUUGAUAGCGUCGAGGGAUUAUCGCUAUCAUCAUCCAGUAUUUCAGCCCCAGUAGAAGAUGAGGAAAGGAGUGUUGAGUGGGGACUAUUAAUGGCCAUUAACAAUCAAGUCAAUUUGAUUGAGGAUCCUUUUAUGUUUGAUGCUGAUUAUGAUACCCCUUUGGAGCAGUUGGUGGAUAAUGACAUUGAUUGGAUGGGAACGCCACCCGCUGCAGAAAGAGUAGUAGAAAAUCUGCCUCUGGUAGACUUGGGAAAGGAGGAACUUGUGGUUUGUGCUAUUUGCACGGAUGAGGUUGUGGAUGGGGAGAUGGUAAAUAAGCUGCCUUGUUGCCAUUAUUAUCAUGGAGAGUGUAUUGUACCUUGGUUGAGGAUAAGAAAUACUUGUCCUCUUUGUCGAUAUGAGUUGCCCACCGAUGAUCAGGACUAUGAGAGCAGGAGGAGACUGAGAGGUGCAAGUGGGAUUUCCACAGAUUUAACAGAUGGGUACAAUUUUGAAAUGUUUUCUUAGUUUUAGGAUUCGAAACUUUGUGAAUAGUCUCUUUUUAAAUAGUAUUAACAUAUGCAUACGUUUUAUAUAUAAUGCAUUCGAUGUUUGCUAGAAUUAAUUCAAUUGACUGAUUUUUCUUUAA
Messenger RNA from Hevea brasiliensis (rubber tree), 1240 nucleotides. Its product is annotated as E3 ubiquitin-protein ligase CIP8. The coding region runs from base 148 to 1119 and encodes 323 amino acids. The transcript has a single exon. Gene Ontology annotation, biological process: protein ubiquitination. Gene Ontology annotation, molecular function: ubiquitin protein ligase activity. The record is from RefSeq and is a predicted model, not a curated record. Gene Ontology annotation, cellular component: cytoplasm. NCBI's taxonomy places the organism in Eukaryota, Viridiplantae, Streptophyta, Magnoliopsida, Malpighiales, Euphorbiaceae.